This is a messenger RNA of Adineta ricciae, 636 nucleotides long. NCBI's taxonomy places the organism in Eukaryota, Metazoa, Rotifera, Eurotatoria, Adinetida, Adinetidae. The record is from the annotation of a GenBank genome assembly.
AUGACAAGUCUAUUUGGAGCAGAACGGCCUGAUCUACUAAAAGAUGAACUUCUGCACGAGAUCUUCAUUCAAACAGCACAAUACUUUCCCGAUAAAGUCGCUAUUCGUUGGCAGAAUGAAGAGAUUACCUACCACCAGCUCUAUCAACGUGCAUCUUAUCUAGCUGCAGUAUUACAGCAAACAAAACACAUCGGUACAGGUGAUCGAGUAGCUAUAUGGCUGGCACGCUCAGCUCGAUUACACGUUACCAUUCUCGCUGUUUUGAUGACCGGUGCAACGUAUGUUCCAUUUGAUGCUGAUGCGCCCGAGGAACGUGUCAAUGAAGUACUUGAAGAUUUGCAAGUCGCACUUCUUCUUGUCGAUUCACGUCGUCCGAUAACACACCCAUCAGCAUUCAAUGUUGAACACGUAGUCGAGAAAAGUGAUAGUACCUAUAAAAUUGCUCAAUUAACCGUAAAUACUCAUAGAAAUUUACCAGCUUAUAUCAUCUGUACGUCGGGUUCGACAGGCAAACCAAAGGCGAUUGCAAUCAGUCAUCGGAGUAUUUGCCAUUUCAUUCGCGCUGAUAAUGAAGCGAUGCAAGUCAAAAACAUUUCUUUCGUACUUUGUGGGCGCAACUUUGGUCAUCGCGUCUAA